This is a messenger RNA of Armigeres subalbatus, 2287 nucleotides long. RefSeq names its product zinc finger protein ZFP2-like. The coding region runs from base 86 to 2119 and encodes 677 amino acids. Gene Ontology annotation, cellular component: chromosome; nucleus. The record is from RefSeq and is a predicted model, not a curated record. Gene Ontology annotation, biological process: regulation of transcription by RNA polymerase II. NCBI's taxonomy places the organism in Eukaryota, Metazoa, Arthropoda, Insecta, Diptera, Culicidae. Gene Ontology annotation, molecular function: chromatin insulator sequence binding; zinc ion binding. The transcript is spliced from 3 exons.
GUUUGUAUUGUUUGUUUGGGUGAUUGUUUUGCUGCUUGUUCAUGAAUUUCUGCGUUAAUAAUAUAGUUGAUUUAGCAUAAUCGCGAUGCCUUGCAUCGUUCCGUUCUGUGAUCCGGAGGGCAGAAGCUUUACCCUCCGAUUUCCUCGCAACGAACUUCUCAUCAAACGAUGGUACCAUGCGAUCGAGCUAGGCUCGGGCGUUGCAUUACCAGCUGAUCUGGAUCCAUUGGAAGCAGAAGUUUGUCAGCAACAUUUUCAUGAGGUGGACGAGUACAGUGAGCCGGUUCUGUUCCGAAAUGUAAGCAUGGGACAAGUGCAGCUAACCAGCUGUCGGUUGUGUUUGGACUUCAAUUUUGUGGACAAAUUUGUUACACAUCGCAGUGAGAUGACUUUCCAGAAAACAGCUAUCGGUGAAAUGCUGAAUGCCACCGGCUGCAACAUACACAUGACAGGCUCGGAUUUUUUGAAUGAUAUUUGUGAGGAAUGCUUGGUACGGUUGGAUCUUUUUGUGGCCAUUCGGCAAAAACUGCUAGAGAAAGCCAAGUGCUUCAAACGCAUGGAAUUAUUUAUUAGCGAGGAGAACCGACUCCGGUUCAAGAAGGUGGCCAAAGUUGAGAUAACAAAUGAGAAUAUAAUUGUGGAAUCUCCGAAAAUUGUUGAAGAGGAAUUAAACUUCAAAGUUGAAACGAAGUCUGAACAGAUGGUGAAUGAUUUUGAUCACAUUGACACUCUUGAGGAAGUGGAUGUUCAAGAUAACGAUUGCAAGGAAAUCUCACAUAAUAGAGAUAUUAUGUCCGAAGAAUUUAAACAAGAUGAAUAUCAAUCCCCGACAGUACCAAAAAGGAAACGAGGACGACCCCGAGGCACAGGACAACCAGUUGCCAGAGGAAAGUGUAAACUUAAAGGCUUAACAGAACGUAAGUGCUACAUGUGCGUUCGGCUGUUCGAUACUGCAGAGGAGCUAUUUUCCCAUAUGGUGGAGCACGUGGAACACAACUUGACUUGUGACGCCUGUGAUGAAUCGUUUCCUAACUUGACCAAGUACAAUCGGCAUCUAUCGAAGCAUGACCCGGUGGAGCGUCCGGUCAAGUGUGAUCAUUGCGAACUUAGGUUCACCGAUGGGCUUGGAAAACGACGUCAUGAAAAGUUAAAACACGACAUAGACCAUCCGGUUAGUAUGUUCAACUAUGCGGAUAGACCGAAGGGCAAAUUUACCUGCCAGCAUUGUGGAAAGCAGUGCAUGUCAUUAUCGUUCUUGAAGGAGCAUGAGGAUGCCCACGCAGGAAUAAAGCGACACGAGUGCAAAUCCUGUGGUCGACUGUUCGCCAACAAGAACAACCUUGAGCGGCAUCAUAUGAUUCACACAUCGGAAAAGCCUUACAAGUGCGACAUUUGUGGAAAAGCGUUUCGUCAAUCCCCCAUGUACAAGGACCAUCUUCGGUUACAUUCCGGAGAAACGCCAUACGCAUGUAACGGUUGUGAACUCCACUUCACAUCAACCACCCUUUUGCGGAAACACAAAAUCCGUUUCCAUGGCGCUUCCUCGGCUCAGAGUCCGAGUGGACUCGCUGCUCCUCGCAGUCAGAACUAUUGCCGGUUCUGUACGAUAGCAUUCAAGCGUCACUCUCUUUUGAUUGACCACAUCGUGCGGUCCCAUCCGACUGAACAGGUUGUGUUCUUCCAAUGUGAACUGUGCGAGCAACGAUUCGUGGACAAGCAAGCGUUUGAAUUACACGAACGGAAUCACGACAAACACUUCCAGUGCGCUUAUUGUGACAGAGCGUUCAGCACAUUGCAGGCACUGCAAUCGCACGAACCGAUGCAUGAUGGAGUGCGUGGAUUUACCUGCAAAACCUGCUCGAAGAUUUUCAGUCACUUGGCCAAUCUGAAGCGGCAUGAAUUGCUCCAUCAGGGCAUUAAAAAACAUGAGUGCGACUUUUGUGGCAAACGGUUUGCGCAGUCCAAUCAACUCCACACUCACCGCCGGACACACACCGGGGAGAAGCCGUACGAGUGCCACAUGUGCGGGAAAAGAUUUGCCGACAAUAGCACCUUGUGCAAGCAUCGAAAAAGUGUCUGUAAGGCGGAUGGAAUGGUUGUUGCUGUUAAAGGUACGUAAUCAUUGUUCCAGAACAUGCUUUGACAAAUAGAUGGCUUUACUGAUAAAAUGGUCCGGAUGAAGUGUCCGAAAUUCCUUGACAUUAUUACUUAGGAUAAAUUAACUAUUUAGCCGGAAACCGAUCGAGAUCAUUUUUUAGAUGAUAUUGGUUUUUAGGAGAAAAAAGUC